Molecule: messenger RNA, 1050 nt
Organism: Daldinia vernicosa
Lineage: Eukaryota; Fungi; Ascomycota; Sordariomycetes; Xylariales; Hypoxylaceae
Exons: 2
Coding region: 1-1050 (349 amino acids)
Molecular function (GO): methyltransferase activity
Source: RefSeq, a predicted model, not a curated record
AUGACUGUGUGCCAAGUAUCUACUAGGGCUCUGCCCACUAUCAUUGACAUCCGCCAUUCGAAAUUCGAGCGUUCCAUUCGCGACCAAGUUAUUGAUGGUCUUACUAAAGAACCAAAGACACUCCCAGCCCUACUAUUUUACAGCACGGAGGGACUACGACAUUGGAAUAAUCAUUCCCAUCAACCAGACUUCUACCCCAGGUCUGAAGAGGUCCGCAUCUUGAAGGAAAAAGCUCAGGAGAUAGCAUCUACGAUUGCUGACCAUAGUGUGGUGGUAGACAUGGGAAGCGCAAGCCUCGACAAAGUCAUUUAUCUCCUACGUGCCCUAGAAGCUCAAAUGAAGACCAUCAGCUACUACGCCCUCGAUCUUAGUGCUACAGAGCUUACAUCAACUCUACAAGCUAUCCCGACUGAGGAAUUUCGCUAUGUUCGCUUCUCGGCACUUUGUGGAACAUUUGAUGAUGGAUUACGAUGGCUUAAGGAGACUCCGAUGAUCCGCGACCUGCCACAACAUAUGUUUUUGUUCGGUCUAACAAUUGGCAACUACUCCAGGCCCAACGCCGUAGCUUUCUUGAAUCAAAUUGCCGAGAAUAUAUUGGAUGGGGAAGCUUCACAAAUUUCUUCUAUUCUCAUUACCGUCGAUCAUUGUAAGCUUCCCACAAAGGUUCUACGGGCCUAUACUAGUGAUGGAGUGGUACCUUUUGCGCUAGAGGCAUUGAACUAUGGCAACCAACUCUUAGGGGAGCGAAACGAUGGAAGAGAACUGUUUAAUCUCAAUGAUUGGUAUUUCCACAGUGAGUGGAACUACGUUUUGAGUCGGCAUGAGGCAUCGUUGAUUCCGCGUUGUUCGGACAUCAAACUUGGACCUCCUCUGGAUGGAGUGGUAGUAAAACGGGAAGAGAAGAUUCGGUUCGGUUGUAGUUACAAAUACGACGCUAAGGACAUGGAAGAUCUUGUUUUAGCAUCAGGGUUGAGGACUACAAGGACUUGGGAGGGUGACGGAUGCGACAUCGUUUUUUACGAGCUCAAGUUGAAGGAGAAGACUACUUGA